Molecule: messenger RNA, 1500 nt
Organism: Heterotrigona itama
Lineage: Eukaryota; Metazoa; Arthropoda; Insecta; Hymenoptera; Apidae
Source: the annotation of a GenBank genome assembly
CUUAUCACAAAAGAUUUGGUUAAGUCUAUAUCUUUAUGAAACAUUGUGACUUGAAUAUUGGCUUCAUUUUAUUAACAUUUUUAGCAUUAAAUAUUUUUCUUGACAACAUGUUUACCAUGAAAGAAUAAAUUUUUAAGACUUGAAUAAAGACUACAUAGAAAAACGAUUGCAUUCUGAACGCUUCAAAUUUUGAGGUGAGACAAGUACGAGGGAAAUAUGGCGUUACAUAGUGUACCGCCAAAAAGAAAAGAAAUUUACAAAUACGAGGCACCGUGGCCAUUGUAUAGUAUCAAUUGGUCAGUAAGACCCGAUAAACGAUUUCGUUUGGCUCUUGGCAGUUUUGUGGAAGAAUAUAACAAUAAAGUACAAAUAGUUUCAUUGGAUGAAGAGACCUCUGAAUUUAGUGCCAAAAGUACAUUUGAUCAUCCAUAUCCAACUACCAAAAUUAUGUGGAUACCAGAUAGUAAAGGUUUGUUUCCGGAUCUCUUAGCUACAUCUGGAGACUAUUUAAGAGUUUGGAGAGCAGCUGAACCGGAAACUCAUUUAGAAACUGUUUUAAAUAAUAAUAAAAAUUCUGAUUUUUGUGCUCCUCUUACAUCGUUUGAUUGGAACGAAGUAGAUCCAAAUUUAAUUGGUACUUCCAGUAUAGACACAACAUGUACUAUUUGGGGAUUAGAAACUGGUCAGGUUUUGGGUAGAGUUAAUAUGGUCACUGGCCACGUUAAAACGCAGUUAAUUGCUCACGAUAAAGAAGUAUAUGAUAUAGCAUUUAGUCGGGCUGGUGGUGGUCGCGACAUGUUUGCUUCCGUUGGUGCAGAUGGUUCUGUAAGAAUGUUUGAUUUGCGGCAUUUGGAACAUUCGACCAUAAUAUAUGAAGAUCCACAACACACACCGCUCUUAAGACUUGCAUGGAAUAAGCAAGAUCCCAAUUAUCUUGCAACAGUUGCAAUGGAUGCUUGUGAAGUAAUUAUUUUGGAUGUUCGUGUCCCAUGUACGCCAGUUGCAAGACUGAAUAACCAUAGAGCAAGCGUUAAUGGCAUUGCUUGGGCACCACAUUCGUCUUGCCACAUUUGUACGGCGGGAGAUGAUCAUCAGGCACUAAUUUGGGAUAUACAACAAAUGCCAAGAGCCAUUGAGGAUCCUAUUCUUGCUUACACUGCUGCAGAAGGAGAAGUGAAUCAAAUUCAAUGGGGUGCUACUCAACCUGACUGGAUUGCAAUUUGUUAUAACAAAGCGGCAGAAAUCCUCAGGGUAUUGUUGAAAAAUGUAUGGAAGAAUCACAUAAAAAUGCAAUGCGUAUUCGUACUCUAAUAAAAGAAAAAAUAUUGUCAAAUUCUUCUAUUAAAACGAAUAAAGUUAUAGCAGUAGUGCUCGUGAUAUUAGUAUUAAUAAUGAAAUAUUUACUUACAAGCGUUCAAAAUCAUAAUCGAAAACAAGUCUUUUUAUAUGUUACUGAUUUAAUUUCACAAUUUUUUUAUCAUUAAUUAAUAAUAGAGAUGU